AUGUCGCACCAAUCCAACUCAUCUUCCUCCAAGACCAUGUCUGAUUCCUCUAGCUCUGAAUCAUGCAACCCUAACAGGGAAGAUCCUGUUGUUGACUCUGCGAAUACCUCGCAUGCAAGAAGACCUAAAGAAACUGUCUCAGGCUUCUCCUCAGCAAUCGUGCUUGAUGAACAAACCAGAGAAGGUUCCAGGUAUGUUCACAAUGCCAUUGAAACUAUGGUGACUGGAAUACUGUCUGGUAAUCAUAAGGUUCUUGGGGUUUCCAUUCCCUUAAACACUAUUGUACCCGAUAAUGUUGCUUGUCAAGAAAAUACAGUCUCCUUAGGAAAGAAUGUCUCUGAUGAUGCUGAGCAAACUGAUGCUCAUAAGGGGUCAAAUAUUGACAAACCCCUAGAUAAUGUGGGUGGUGAGGAAGUCCGUGUCACUCAUGAUGUCAGUGACAACCCUAACUGUGAUGCUGAAACAGUAGACCUGGAGGAAUUUUCUGAUAAUGAGUUGUUGUCCUCAGUUGUCCCUAGCAUAGCCAAAAGGGUUAGGACUAGGAGAGAAAAGAAAACAGUGGCGCAAAGGUCCCCCAGAAAGAAGAUUGAUGUGCCAACCUCUCCCAAUCCAAAGGUGGCAGAGAGUUCCCUCAAGAGGAAAGGUCAUGGUCCAACAAAAUCUUGGAGCAAAGGGGUGCCCAAUAAAAAGAAGACCAAGUCUGUUGUUGUGGAGUCUGACUCAGAUGUUCCAUGUGAUGUCACUGCCACUCUGUCAAAGAAGAAGCCAACCACUAGCAAGCUUGCAGCUAGUGUCCCUGAGGUGCCAAUUGACAACAUAUCGUUCCAUUUUGCUUCUAGUGUAAAUAGGUGGAAAUAUGUUUAUCAGAAGAGGCUGGCUUUGGAAAGGGAAUUGGCUCAGAAUGUCCUGGAAUGUAAGGAGAUUAUGGACCUUAUUCAAGAGGCAGGUUUAAUGAAGACUAUGACUCAGUUCUCAAAGUGCUAUGAGAUGUUAGUAAAGGAAUUUAUUGUCAAUGUGUCUGAAGAAUGUGCUGAUGGGAAGUCUAAGGAAUUCAGAAAAGUAUAUGUGCGAGGUAAAGCUGCUGUCAUUGCAAUACUCAAAGAAACGUGCAAGGAGUUAGAGGCAAGGAAGCUCAAUUUGGAAAAUUUGAUUAUCAAGUUGGAGAUGACUGAAGGUGAUGUGCUUGGUGAAACUGCUGAUGUUGCAGAAGGAGCUGCAAGACAAGGUGUGAUAACAUGA
Molecule: messenger RNA, 1239 nt
Organism: Lathyrus oleraceus (garden pea)
Lineage: Eukaryota; Viridiplantae; Streptophyta; Magnoliopsida; Fabales; Fabaceae
Exons: 2
Coding region: 1-1239 (412 amino acids)
Source: RefSeq, a predicted model, not a curated record